UGUAUGGUGAACCAGAAGACCAGCAGUACUCAUGGUCAACCUCGCCAUACUUCGAUGAGGAAAACUACUCCCCUCCACCCAAAAACAUGAAGGGUCUCUCCGGUGGCCGCCCCGCCCACCUCCAGCUCACCUCCCCCACCUCAGCCCACACUUGCGGCUAUGUCGAUGUUGACCAUUCCCUGGAGCAUCACCUACAUCGUGGAGAUUCACGGCCCUCAUCCUACCUCCUCAGCCCCACCGAGAGCUGUCCCAUGGAAGGUCGUCACCGCUUCUCACCCCGGAGCUCCAUCCACUCGGAGUGCAUGGGGGUACCAGUGUCCAUGGCACCCACCGACCACUCUGUCGCAUGUAGCACUUUUCCACGCAUGCACUAUGGAAGUGCGUCGCGGGACACAGGGGGAAACACGUCUAGCUGCAGGGAUUCCCGGGAUGAUGGUGGCUCAUCGUCGCAUGGCGGUAGUGGCAAAAUGAACCGAAUCCCUGCAAACCUUCUGGACCAAUUUGAGAAACAGAUGCCGCUGCACCGGGAUGGCUUCCACACUUUGCAGUAUCAACGUACCUCCACUACAACCACAACCACAGAGCAACGCAAUGAAAGCCCCGGACGGAUACGCCACCUAGUGCACUCGGUACAGAAGCUUUUCACAAAGUCCCACUCUCUGGAGGGUUCUUCCAAGAUGAACGGUAACAAAAGCGACUCCCACCGGGACGGCUCGCAUCAUCAUCACCACCAUCAAGGUCACCACAAACACAGCAAGCGCAGUAAGAGCAAAGAUCGCAAAAGCGACGGGGGCGGGAGACAACGUUCAGGAGGUUGGUGGAGUUCGGACGACAACCUGGAUAGUGACAGCACAUACCGGCCACAGAGCGUCAUGUCCCGACACGCCCUGGACCAAAUCAGUCACUGCUACCCCGACUCGAUGCACAGCCACCUUGCAGGAGACCUGUCGCUAAAGACUUCCAAAAGUAACAACGAUGUCAAGUGCUCAGCGUGUGAGAGCAUAAGCAUGGCACCACAAGGAAAGUUCAUGAAGAGGAGCUCCUGGUCGACGUUAACCGUCAGCCAAGCCAAGGAGGCCUACAGGAAGUCUUCGCUCAAUCUGGAGAAACCAAUGACGCCAACAGAUCUCAAGCCCAACCUCAGGCCGUGCCACUAUCUGCAGGUGCCCCAGGAUGAAUGGGAAGGUUAUCCCGGCGAUGGGAAAGAUGACGAGAUUCCAUGUCGUCGAAUGCGGAGCAGCAGCUACGUCAAAGCCAUGGGGGAUGAAGAGAGUGGAGAGUCGGAUUCCAGCCCUAAGACAUCUCCCCAGAAGUUGGUGCGGCCAGACGCGCUAAUCAAGGCCAUCAUCAGACCCAGAGAGCUGCUGGACUCUCACAGCUCUUAUCGCCUGGAUAAAAUCAACAGUGACAUGCGUAACUACAUCACCGAUUUUGCUGCAGACUUAAGUCAGAGUUACCACAUGCAAACAGCCAUGCACCCAAGCAUUGCCCUGGACCCCUCUGCAAACUGCAACUCCCCAAAGUUUCGCUCCAGGAACCAAAGCUACAUGCGAGCAGUCAGCACCCUCAGUCAGGCAAGCUGUGUUAGCCAGGUGAGUCAGGUGAGUGAAACAGAAAUAAAUGGACAGUUUGAAUCGGUUUGUGAGUCGGUGUUCAGCGAGGUAGAAUCCCAGGCCAUGGAUGCGUUAGACUUACCCGGCUGCUUCCGAACCCGGAGCCACAGUUACCUGCGUGCAAUCCAAGCCGGCUACUCUCAAGAUGAUGAAUGCAUCCAACCCAUGGCCUCCACGGUCACUUCCACCAUCAGAUCGACUACAGGCAUCCGGUUCUGCCUUCCUUCGAACUGCAGCAACAUUGAGCGGACACCGCAGCUUCCCCCAGCCAUUACCUACACGCCAAACUACAAGAAGGCCCCUCCACCCGUCCCACCUCGCACCACCUCAAAACCCCUCAUCUCCAUCACAGCCCAAAGCAGCACAGAGUCAACCCAGGAUGCUUACCACGAUGGAAGACGCCCCCUCGGAGGGAUGUGGGGUCCUGAUGGCCUAACCCUGGGCCUGAGCCCCGGCAGGGCCCUCUAUAACUCCGUUGACAGCCUGGACAGUGCCAAGGCCGUAACUAUUGCCAUGGAGGCAGCUGGGGUCAUGGCAGGGAAAAGACACCCGUCCACAGACAGCCACAGUUCAGUAGUCACCUGUGACAAGGCCAUCUUGGUAUCGAAAGCAGAAGAGUACCUGAAGACACCUCGAUCUUCAAUAGGAAUACAGGUGGAAGCUGCCACAGAUUCGGAAUCUGAAAGCAAAGGCUCCCGGGAAUACCAUUCUGUUGGGAUCCAGGUGGAGGAUGACAAGAAAGGGCAAGGCCGCUUCAAGCGCUCCAACAGUGUGACCGCGGCCGUGCAGGCAGACAUGGAGUUAGAAGGCUUCCCCACUAUGGAGGACAAAGGCCUGCAGUUUGGCGGGGGCUUCCAGCGCCACUCAGAACCCAACACACCCACACAAUAUGGAGCUGUGCGAACCGUCCGCACCCAGGGGCUCUUCAGCUACCGCGAGGACUACCGUACCACGGCCGAACCCCCGAGUCCCCGGGAGACCACCAGUGAGCCCACGUGGCAGCUGGAGCCCCCAACCCCGCAUGAGAAUGCUGUCCCAUCUGGCGAGUCGGGACGUAGCUCCCCGUCUCUGAGGAGAGAUGGUAGCUGGUUCAUGCAGCUGCUGCACACUGAGACCAAGAGGAUGGAGGGAUGGUGCAAGGAUAUGGAGGCAGAGGCUGAAGAAAAUGACCUGUCGGAGGAGAUACUUGGAAAAAUCAGAAGUGCAGUGGGAAGCGCUCAACUGCUCAUGUCACAGAAAUUUCAGCAAUUCUAUUGGUUGUGUCAGCAAAAUCUGGACCCCAGCGCCAUGCCGCGACCUACCUCACAGGACCUGGCUGGGUUCUGGGACCUGCUGCAGCUCUCCAUCGAUGAUGUCACCGUUAAGUUUGACCAGCUGCAACAGAUCAAAAGCAACAAUUGGAGGGCCAUCAACAGUCCGGAGAAGAAGCCUGCAGCUCCUGUACCAAAGAAGACAAGUCGACAGAAGAGUCUGAUGACAAGGGAGAAAUCCUUGGACCUGCCUGACAGGCACCGGCAGGAGGCUCGGCGACGCCUCAUGGCAGCCAAGCGGGCCGCCUCCUUUCGGCAGAACUCAUCGUCAGAGCGAGCGGACAGCAUCGAGAUCUAUAUUCCCGAGGCUCAAACUCGACUUUGAGAAGUUAGUCAGGAGAAAACUUCUCUCCGUGCUCACUUAGCCUUUUUCUAGACUUCCUUUAUCCAUCCAAACAUAGAGAAGCCAUCCUGAGUGGUCAGCAGGACGGGUUUCUUGUUAGCAGACAUGUAUAUUGAACACGGGGUGACUGGUUUUCCCACUGGUUGCCAUAGUACCCAAACCACACAAACUCAUCCAGCAUUGUUUUCUUUUUGUUUGUUUUGUUAAAAUGCCAACAUUUGCAAAGUGCCAUUUGAAAAGUGCAGCUUUGAGAAACCUACCAGCAACCAGACCUUUGACCGCAAAAGAUAAGCAUUUUAAAUAGCUAAAAUCUCCAAUUUAGAAGUGUCAUUUGUUUCCCAAACCUAAUGUGAACUGGAACAAAAGUGCCAAUCCAUACGAUACCUCAUCUUUGUGCAUGUGGCACAGAUUCAUGUGUCAUUUUUCAUGGUAUUGCCAGUUAGAAGAACUCAGCACCAUGAACAUUCAUCUCAUACAUCAAUUAUUGCCAUUUACUGGAAGCUUGUGCCAACAUUUUACAUGACAUCAAUGCUGUAGAGGGAAAAAACGGCGAGAUAUCUUGAAUCAAAAUACUGUAUGUACACCAGGGUUGCUCAACUCGCGGCCCCAGGAAUGACAUAAUACCAGAAGACAAACAGAUUUGCAGCAAAUUCUGAAAAACACUGAGUACCCCUUGGGUUUGUAUAGAGAGAGGAACUUGGAUCACUGUAAACACAUUUGCAGAUUAUUUUUAUUGACAUUUUAACCUUGAUAAUGUAGCAGUCUUUGCAUUGUGUUUGUUUGCUCUU
Messenger RNA from Entelurus aequoreus (snake pipefish), 4054 nucleotides. It is a transcript of the gene dlgap2a, whose product is annotated as discs, large (Drosophila) homolog-associated protein 2a. The record is from RefSeq and is a predicted model, not a curated record. Gene Ontology annotation, molecular function: molecular adaptor activity. The transcript has 13 exons. Gene Ontology annotation, biological process: signaling. Bases 87 to 3248 code for a protein of 1053 amino acids. NCBI's taxonomy places the organism in Eukaryota, Metazoa, Chordata, Actinopteri, Syngnathiformes, Syngnathidae. Gene Ontology annotation, cellular component: glutamatergic synapse; postsynaptic specialization.